AUGUCUGAUUCUGCCCAGCCCGCGGCAACAGCUGCCUUCCAGCCAGCGGCAGCAUAUGCCUUCCAGGCCGCGGCUACUUAUGCCUUCCAGCCCGCGGCUACAACUGCCUUCCAGCCCGCGGCUACAACUGCCUUCCAGCCCGCGGCUACAACUGCCUUCCAGCCAGCAGCAGCCUCUGCUUUCCAGCCCGCGGCUACAGCAGCCGUAGAGCGGGCGGAAACACCUGCCUUCCAGCCCGCGGCUACAGCUGCAUACCAGCCAGCGGCGGCCUCAGCCUUCCUUCCCGCGGCUACAACUGCCUUCCAGCCCGCGGCUACAACUGCCUUCCAGCCAGCAGCAGCCUCUACUUUCCAGCCCGCGGCUACAGCUGCCUUCCAGCCAGACCCCGCUACAGCUGCCAUCCAGCCUGCGGCUACAGCUGCCUUCCAGCCCGCGGCUACAACUGCCUUCCAGCCAGCAGCAGCCUCUGCUUUCCAGCCCGCGGCUACAGCUGCCUUCCAGCCAGACCCCGCUACAGCUGCCUUCCAGCCGGCGGCUACAGCUGCCUUCCAGCCUGCGGCUACAGCUGCCUUCCAGCCCGCGGCUACAACUGCCUUCCAGCCAGCAGCAGCCUCUGCUUUCCAGCCCGCGGCUACAGCUGCCUUCCAGCCCGACCCCGCUACAGCUGCCUUCCAGCCCGCGGCUACAGCUGCCUUCCAGCCCGCGGCUACAGCUGCCUUCCAGCCCGCGGCUACAGCUGCCUUCCGGUCCGCGGCGGGUGAUACAUUCUAUGAGGACGGAGAUGAAGGGACGGGAUACGAACAACCUGUGGAUCUGGAGGAACAACCAGAGGUUGAGCCGCAGAUUCCAGAACCGGAGUAUUCGGAUGAGUUGUUUGGCGGGGGAGCCACCGACCGCACAACAGCAGCUGUGAACCCGGUAGACCGAGCCGCGUUCGAGGAGCAGGCCGCACGAACCCGCGAUCUGGAACGGCAACUGUUGCAGGCGCAGAAUGCCAUGCGUGGGCUGGAACGUCAGUUAGCCGCCUCGCAACAUGCCAAUGGCACCCGCGACAGUCAGCAAGCCCCUGCUACGCCUAACAACCCUGCGAAUGCUCCUGGCGGAGAACCGGCAGCUGCAGUCCACACAGAUCACGGCGGUGUUUCUGCCGGGGUUGCUGCAGCAGAUGACAUCCCCGAUGCAACACUGAACAUGGCGUGCAUGACGAUCAUGGUGGAGCCGAACCGCCCUGCAAUCAUUGACGCAGUUAAUACAGCGUACAAGAGCCAGGCAAUUCUCAAUUUGCGACACCUCACUCGUAUGCAACGCACGUGGGCGCACCAGUAUGCAACCGCAUUGGCAGCUGUACCAGGGAAGCACAACGGCUUCUAUCCACAUCCAGCACCCCCUCCCUCUUUUCCCUAUCCCUCCCCAAUCUCGCCUCUCAACGUUACUCCUUCCCCCUCCCCCUUGCCCCACAUCGCCCCACCACUCGCCCUGCCCUCUCAACCCCUCCCCCACAAGGCUGCGGCAACUAAAGCCGUAGAGAUAAUCGUCUACGAGACCCCGAACGCACAUCUGCAGUUCUGGAUCCCGCGCACGGUGGUCAUCAACGCUCUGGCCAAGGCUCUACGCUACACCGACCCGGCGCAGAUUGAGAAUCUUACCCUCGUGAUGGACAACGAGAGCGACCGGCCGUCACACUUCACCAAGAAAUUUCAGGACAAGCGCAAUAAAAUCCUCACGAUUGGCACAGGCCGCGUCGGAGUGAGAGGCGGGGCCUUCUCGUGCUGGCCUGCGCGCAUCUCACUGCCUCGCAUUGACUCCCCCUCUCUGUCCCCCGCCUUCUCUCCCUCUACAUCUCUCCUUGCGUGCCUACCACCUCAGCAUAGGCACAGGCCGCGUCGGAGCACAGGCCGCGUCGGAGUGAGAGGCGGGGCCUUCUCGUGCUGGCCUGCGCGCAUCUCACUGCCUCGCAUUGACUCCCCCUCUCUGUCCCCCGCCUUCUCUCCCUCUGCAUCUUUCCUUGCGUGCCUCCCACCUCAGCAUAGGCACAGGCCGCGUCGGAGCACAGGCCGCGUCGGAGUGAGAGGCGGGGCCUUCUCGUGCUGGCCUGCGCGCAUCUCACUGCCUCGCAUUGACUCCCCCUCUCUGUCCCCCGCCUUCUCUCCCUCUGCAUCUCUCCUUGCGUGCCUCCCACCUCAGCAUAGGCACAGGCCGCGUCGGAGCACAGGCCGCGUCGGAGUGAGAGGCGGGGCCUUCUCGUGCUGGCCUGCGCGCAUCUCACUGCCUCGCAUUGACUCCCCCUCUCUGUCCCCCGCCUUCUCUCCCUCUGCAUCUCUCCUUGCGUGCCUCCCACCUCAGCAUAGGCACAGGCCGCGUCGGAGCACAGGCCGCGUCGGAGUGAGAGGCGGGGCCUUCUCGUGCUGGCCUGCGCGCAUCUCACUGCCUCGCAUUGACUCCCCCUCUCUGUCCCCCGCCUUCUCUCCCUCUGCAUCUCUCCUUGCGUGCCUACCACCUCAGCAUAGGCACAGGCCGCGUCGGAGCCGCGUCGGAGUGAGAGGCGGGGCCUUCUCGUGCUGGCCUGCGCGCAUCUCACUGCCUCGCAUUGACUCCCCCUCUCUGUCCCCCGCCUUCUCUCCCUCUGCAUCUCUCCUUGCGUGCCUACCACCUCAGCAUAGGCACAGGCCGCGUCGGAGCCGCGUCGGAGUGAGAGGCGGGGCCUUCUCGUGCUGGCCUGCGCGCAUCUCACUGCAUCGCAUUGACUCCCCCUCUCUGUCCCCCGCCUUCUCUCCCUCUGCAUCUCUCCUUGCGUGCCUCCCACCUCAGCAUAGGCACAGGCCGCGUCGGAGCACAGGCCGCGUCGGAGUGAGAGGCGGGGCCUUCUCGUGCUGGCCUGCGCGCAUCUCACUGCCUCGCAUUGACUCCCCCUCUCUGUCCCCCGCCUUCUCUCCCUCUGCAUCUCUCCUUGCGUGCCUCCCACCUCAGCAUAGGCACAGGCCGCGUCGGAGCACAGGCCGCGUCGGAGUGAGAGGCGGGGCCUUCUCGUGCUGGCCUGCGCGCAUCUCACUGCCUCGCAUUGACCCCCCCUCUCUGUCCCCCGCCUUCUCUCCCUCUGCAUCUCUCCUUGCGUGCCUCCCACCUCAGCAUAGGCACAGGCCGCGUCGGAGCACAGGCCGCGUCGGAGUGAGAGGCGGGGCCUUCUCGUGCUGGCCUGCGCGCAUCUCACUGCCUCGCAUUGACUCCCCCUCUCUGUCCCCCGCCUUCUCUCCCUCUGCAUCUCUCCUUGCGUGCCUCCCACCUCAGCAUAGGCACAGGCCGCGUCGGAGCACAGGCCGCGUCGGAGUGAGAGGCGGGGCCUUCUCGUGCUGGCCUGCGCGCAUCUCACUGCCUCGCAUUGACUCCCCCUCUCUGUCCCCCGCCUUCUCUCCCUCUGCAUCUCUCCUUGCGUGCCUACCACCUCAGCAUAGGCACAGGCCGCGUCGGAGCCGCGUCGGAGUGAGAGGCGGGGCCUUCUCGUGCUGGCCUGCGCGCAUCUCACUGCCUCGCAUUGACUCCCCCUCUCUGUCCCCCGCCUUCUCUCCCUCUGCAUCUCUCCUUGCGUGCCUACCACCUCAGCAUAGGCACAGGCCGCGUCGGAGCCGCGUCGGAGUGAGAGGCGGGGCCUUCUCGUGCUGGCCUGCGCGCAUCUCACUGCAUCGCAUUGACUCCCCCUCUCUGUCCCCCGCCUUCUCUCCCUCUGCAUCUCUCCUUGCGUGCCUCCCACCUCAGCAUAGGCACAGGCCGCGUCGGAGCACAGGCCGCGUCGGAGUGAGAGGCGGGGCCUUCUCGUGCUGGCCUGCGCGCAUCUCACUGCCUCGCAUUGACUCCCCCUCUCUGUCCCCCGCCUUCUCUCCCUCUGCAUCUCUCCUUGCGUGCCUCCCACCUCAGCAUAGGCACAGGCCGCGUCGGAGCACAGGCCGCGUCGGAGUGAGAGGCGGGGCCUUCUCGUGCUGGCCUGCGCGCAUCUCACUGCCUCGCAUUGACCCCCCCUCUCUGUCCCCCGCCUUCUCUCCCUCUGCAUCUCUCCUUGCGUGCCUCCCACCUCAGCAUAGGCACAGGCCGCGUCGGAGCCGCGUCGGAGUGAGAGGCGGGGCCUUCUCGUGCUGGCCUGCGCGCAUCUCACUGCAUCGCAUUGACUCCCCCUCUCUGUCCCCCGCCUUCUCUCCCUCUGCAUCUCUCCUUGCGUGCCUACCACCUCAGCAUAGGCACAGGCCGCGUCGGAGCACAGGCCGCGUCGGAGUGAGAGGCGGGGCCUUCUCGUGCUGGCCUGCGCGCAUCUCACUGCCUCGCAUUGACUCCCCCUCUCUGUCCCCCGCCUUCUCUCCCUCUGCAUCUCUCCUUGCGUGCCUACCACCUCAGCAUAGGCACAGGCCGCGUCGGAGCACAGGCCGCGUCGGAGUGAGAGGCGGGGCCUUCUCGUGCUGGCCUGCGCGCAUCUCACUGCCUCGCAUUGACCCCCCCUCUCUGUCCCCCGCCUUCUCUCCCUCUGCAUCUCUCCUUGCGUGCCUACCACCUCAGCAUAGGCACAGGCCGCGUCGGAGCACAGGCCGCGUCGGAGUGAGAGGCGGGGCCUUCUCGUGCUGGCCUGCGCGCAUCUCACUGCCUCGCAUUGACUCCCCCUCUCUGUCCCCCGCCUUCUCUCCCUCUGCAUCUUUCCUUGCGUGCCUCCCACCUCAGCAUAGGCACAGGCCGCGUCGGAGCACAGGCCGCGUCGGAGUGAGAGGCGGGGCCUUCUCGUGCUGGCCUGCGCGCAUCUCACUGCCUCGCAUUGACUCCCCCUCUCUGUCCCCCGCCUUCUCUCCCUCUGCAUCUCUCCUUGCGUGCCUCCCACCUCAGCAUAGGCACAGGCCGCGUCGGAGCACAGGCCGCGUCGGAGUGAGAGGCGGGGCCUUCUCGUGCUGGCCUGCGCGCAUCUCACUGCCUCGCAUUGACUCCCCCUCUCUGUCCCCCGCCUUCUCUCCCUCUGCAUCUCUCCUUGCGUGCCUCCCACCUCAGCAUAGGCACAGGCCGCGUCGGAGCCGCGUCGGAGUGAGAGGCGGGGCCUUCUCGUGCUGGCCUGCGCGCAUCUCACUGCCUCGCAUUGACUCCCCCUCUCUGUCCCCCGCCUUCUCUCCCUCUGCAUCUUUCCUUGCGUGCCUCCCACCUCAGCAUAGGCACAGGCCGCGUCGGAGCACAGGCCGCGUCGGAGUGAGAGGCGGGGCCUUCUCGUGCUGGCCUGCGCGCAUCUCACUGCCUCGCAUUGACUCCCCCUCUCUGUCCCCCGCCUUCUCUCCCUCUGCAUCUCUCCUUGCGUGCCUACCACCUCAGCAUAGGCACAGGCCGCGUCGGAGCACAGGCCGCGUCGGAGUGAGAGGCGGGGCCUUCUCGUGCUGGCCUGCGCGCAUCUCACUGCCUCGCAUUGACCCCCCCUCUCUGUCCCCCGCCUUCUCUCCCUCUGCAUCUCUCCUUGCGUGCCUACCACCUCAGCAUAGGCACAGGCCGCGUCGGAGCCUCGUCGGAGUGAGAGGCGGGGCCUUCUCGUGCUGGCCUGCGCGCAUCUCACUGCCUCGCAUUGACCCCCCCUCUCUGUCCCCCGCCUUCUCUCCCUCUGCAUCUCUCCUUGCGUGCCUCCCACCUCAGCAUAGGCACAGGCCGCGUCGGAGCCGCGUCGGAGUGAGAGGCGGGGCCUUCUCGUGCUGGCCUGCGCGCAUCUCACUGCAUCGCAUUGACUCCCCCUCUCUGUCCCCCGCCUUCUCUCCCUCUGCAUCUCUCCUUGCGUGCCUCCCACCUCAGCAUAGGCACAGGCCGCGUCGGAGCACAGGCCGCGUCGGAGUGAGAGGCGGGGCCUUCUCGUGCUGGCCUGCGCGCAUCUCACUGCCUCGCAUUGACUCCCCCUCUCUGUCCCCCGCCUUCUCUCCCUCUGCAUCUCUCCUUGCGUGCCUCCCACCUCAGCAUAGGCACAGGCCGCGUCGGAGCACAGGCCGCGUCGGAGUGAGAGGCGGGGCCUUCUCGUGCUGGCCUGCGCGCAUCUCACUGCCUCGCAUUGACUCCCCCUCUCUGUCCCCCGCCUUCUCUCCCUCUGCAUCUCUCCUUGCGUGCCUCCCACCUCAGCAUAGGCACAGGCCGCGUCGGAGCACAGGCCGCGUCGGAGUGAGAGGCGGGGCCUUCUCGUGCUGGCCUGCGCGCAUCUCACUGCCUCGCAUUGACUCCCCCUCUCUGUCCCCCGCCUUCUCUCCCUCUGCAUCUCUCCUUGCGUGCCUCCCACCUCAGCAUAGCAUAGGCACAGGCCGCGUCGGAGUGAGAGGCGGGGCCUUCUCGUGCUGGCCUGCGCGCAUCUCACUGCCUCGCAUUGACUCCCCCUCUCUGUCCCCCGCCUUCUCUCCCUCUGCAUCUCUCCUUGCGUGCCUCCCACCUCAGCAUAGGCACAGGCCGCGUCGGAGCCGCGUCGGAGUGAGAGGCGGGGCCUUCUCGUGCUGGCCUGCGCGCAUCUCAUUGCCUCGCAUUGACUCCCCCUCUCUGUCCCCCGCCUUCUCUCCCUCUGCAUCUCUCCUUGCAUGCCUACCACCUCAGCAUAGCAUACGCACCGGCCGCGUCGAAGUGAGAGGCGGGGCCUUCUCGUGCUGGCCUGCGCGCAUCUCACAGCCUCGCAUUGACUCCCCCUCUCUGUCCCCCGCCUUCUCUCCCUCUGCAUCUCUCCUUGCAUGCCUACCACCUCCGCAUAGGCACGGGCCGCGUCGGUGUGAGAGGCGGGGCCUGCGCGCAUCUCACUGGAUCGCAUUGACUCCCCCCCUUCUCUCCCCCGCCUUCUCCCCCUCUGCAUCUCUCCUUGCAUGCCUACCACCACAGCCUACACCCUCCCUUCCCCCUCCCGUCGCCCACGCUUUCUCUGAGUGUCACCCUCGCUUUCCCAUCCCGUCGCUCGCCGUUUUCCCUUCCCUUCACCCUCGCUUUCCCAUCCCCUCGCGACGCCGCUUUCCCUUCCCGUCGCCAGCCUUGAUCGUGCUCGUCGCAUGGCUUCCCAAGACCGUCGCCCACAAUUCCCCUGCCAGGCUCCCUCGCAACCUCCCUUCCAUCCCUUCCCUCCCUCCAUUCUCCUCCUUUUACCCCUCUCCCGCCCCUCUAUUCUACUCCGAUCCAUCCGUUUUCCAUCUCUCCCUCCCUAGGCAUUCCUCCGUUUCCGCCCUCCCCAUUUCCCCACGAUUCGCCCUUUCACCUCCCUCCUUUUCCCCGUGUCCUUCCCUCCGUUUUCCUCCUUGUUUUUCCCUCCCUUUCCCCUUGUCCUUCCAUCCGUUUCCCCCCUUGUUCCUCUCUCCCUAUCCCCGUGUCUUUCCCUCCGUAUCCCUCCUUGUCCUUCGCUCCCUUUCCCCCGUGUCCUUCCCUCCGUUUACCCCCUUGUUCCUACCUCCCUUACCCCCCUGUCCUUCCCUCCGUUUACCCUCCGUGUUCCUACCUCCCUUACCCCCCUGUCCUUCCCUCCGUCUUGGCCCUUGUCCUUCCGUCCCUUUCCCCCUGUCCUUCCCUCCGUCUUGGCCCUUGUCCUUCCGUCCCUUUCCCCCUGUCCUUCCCUCCGUCUUGGCCCUUGUCCUUCCGUCCCUUUCCCCCUGUCCUUCCCUCCGUCAUGGCCCUUGUCCUUCCGUCCCUUUCCCCCUGUCCUUCCCUCCGUCUUGGCCCUUGUCCUUCCGUCCCUUUCCCCCUGUCCUUCCCUCCGUCUUGGCCCUUGUCCUUCCGUCCCUUUCCCCCUGUCCUUCCCCCCGUCUUGGCCCUUGUCCUUCCGUCCCUUUCCCCCUGUCCUUCCCUCCGUCUUGGCCCUUGUCCUUCCGUCCCUUUCCCCCUGUCCUUCCCUCCGUUUACCCUCCGUGUUCCUCUCUCCCUUUCAUCGUGUCCUUCCAUCCUUCUCCCCACUUGUCCCUCCCUCCCUUUCCCAACGGUCCUUCCCUCCGUUUCCCCCCAAGUCCCUCCCUCCCUUUUCCCCAUGUCCUUCCCUCCGUUUCUCCCAUUGUCCCUCCCUCCCUUUCCCCCAUGUCCUUCCAUCCGUGUCGCCCCUUGUCCCUAACUCCCUUUCCCUCAUGUCCUUCCCUCCGUUUCCCUUCUUGUCCCUCCCUCCCUUUCCCCCAUGUCCUUCCCUCCGUUUCUCUUUGA
Messenger RNA from Closterium sp. Naga37s-1, 8139 nucleotides. NCBI's taxonomy places the organism in Eukaryota, Viridiplantae, Streptophyta, Zygnematophyceae, Desmidiales, Closteriaceae. The record is from the annotation of a GenBank genome assembly.